GCAUUAAAGAUGAGAUCUUUACAAAAAAAUCGGGAAGAUUCGCUGUAUAUGGUAUCUGAGACUCCACGCCUCGGCAGUUACUGGUAGAGAUAUACGUAUCGACUGCACCAUGGGACAGAUUCUUGACAAAUUUCACGGAAAGCAGUGGAGGCAAAAACAAAUUAGGAAGAUAACGGACAAAGUGUAUGAACGUGUCAAGUUUCAAACAGGGAGGGGUACUUUGACAUUUGAAGAUCUUUACAUUGCUGUUCUACUUAUAUACAAUGAUAUCAAUAAGCACUUGCCUGGCCCUCAUUUUGAUCCACCCUCCAAAGAGCAAGUCAGAACUCUGAUGCAGGAGUGUGAUAUAAACCUGGAUGGAGAACUUGAUCAUGAGGAAUUUGUGAAGUUUAUCCAACAGUUGACAGCAGAUACAUUCAUUGUUGUCAGUCAGGGGCUGCUUAUCACUCUGGUUGUAGCACCAACAGUUGCAAUGGCUACAAAGAGGGCUACGGAGGGAGUUCCAGGCGUCGGAAAGGUGGUGCAGAAGUUACCCAACGCAAUUUAUGCAUCUCUUGUGACUCUUGCCAUUGUGUGGUUCCAAAAUUCAGGCCAGCAACUUGAAUAGAUUAUAGACUUCUACUACUUUCAGAUGUAAGAUCAAGAUACUAGUAGUGAAGGUUUGGUUGAUAACUGGAAUCAACUUUGUUGGAACCUUUUACUGGCUUGUGAAUUGUCAUGGAUGCAAUUAGUAUAAUAGUCCUUUAAAUUAAAAUAUUAAUGUCAA
Molecule: messenger RNA, 766 nt
Organism: Tripterygium wilfordii
Lineage: Eukaryota; Viridiplantae; Streptophyta; Magnoliopsida; Celastrales; Celastraceae
Exons: 4
Coding region: 110-607 (165 amino acids)
Molecular function (GO): calcium ion binding
Source: RefSeq, a predicted model, not a curated record